GAUUGGAUUAAGGUAUGUUGUGAUUGUGUGUGUGUCUCGUGGAGUGCAUGCGUUGUAUUGUAUGACAAACAAAAUCAUACGUAUCAAAGUUGUACAUGUAAGAUGCUUGUUGUACCGUUUACCGUCCCUUCCACUGACCCACCCACUGACCCUUCCAUUAUCUGCUAUUGCUAGUACCGAGUACCUGUGUGUGUACUAGCCAGUGUGUGUACUACCAGUGUUCAUAUCACUCUCUCCUCACAUGUACCCUCUGUGGACUGGUACUCAACAACAGACUGUGAGUUUAUUGCAUGUACAUAUAAUGGCGCACUAGGCUGACUUGUAUACAUGUACUACUGCAUGAAGGCAGAAAGAAUAACUUGCGUGACUUUAUUUAGGAUUAGUACGUACUGAAAGUUUCAUGCUGUACAGACGUUAGACUGGCGGCGAUAGAGCGACUGGCAAACUGCCUAUCAGUCACUUGUCUCAGCGGAAGUGUAAUAGAUCGUAUGACACUACUAAACAUGAAUAUCGUUAUAGAUAAUGUGGUUAAAUUUUGCUAUGAGAUUCAGCUACUAAUACUGAAUCCCCUAAAGUGUAAGUGCGGUUACAAUUACAGGGCUAAUAUGACGUUGAGCAAUCUGAUAGGCUGCAAUGCUCGUUGCAGCUGAGACGAGUGACUGAUAGGCAGUUUGCCAGUCCCUCGCGCUACGCAUGCGAGGGGCUGUCGCCGCCAGUCUAUACAGACGUGUACUUGCAAUAAUUGAUGUAUACAUGUGUGAAUGCAUUCGUGUAUUUGAACAUGUUCAUUUCUCUACAUGUCCGUGUCCUACUGCUUGUUAAUGUGACUACUGCUAAUGAUUACUGGAACAACAGUUUGUAAGUUACAGUAUAUACAGACAUGUAUGAAUGCACUCACUGCUCCUACCAUCAUCCCCCUCUCUCUGUUUCCAUGUGUGUCUGGCGCUGGUGUCUCAUUGGACUAAACAGAAGGUGAGCGGGACACUGCACUGACUUGUGACUGUACUUGUGUCAGUAAUGUUUGAGUUGCAUGAGUACAUGUGUAUUGGCAUUCAUAGUGUACAGGUUUGUGAUUAUAUUCUUUUCUCUCUCCCUACAUUUCCAUGGUUACUGAAUAUCUGGAACGAUAGAGAGAGAAGGCUAAGUAUGAGAGUGAACUGAAGCGUCAUGAGACGAGAAGAGCUGCCCUCCAACAGAGACUGUCUGGUGACAUCACUGACCAAGACCGGAGACAACUGCUCGGAGAGCUGGAGGAGGUGGAGGGGGAGAUCAAGAAGUGUGUCUCAGAGAUACAACGUUGUGAGGGGAAUAUACAAUACUAUGAGAAUAGGAUUGCUGAGAUACGAGGAAGACCAGAGAGACGGAGAAAGGAAGAAUCGAAGCUAUCAGCAAAGCGGUUGUUUGAUGAGGCGAUGAAGCACGGACACGUCUCGGUCAACAUUGUCAACAUGCUUGUGUUUGGACCGGCGGGAACAGGGAAGACCAACCUCAAGCACCUGCUAACCGACAAGCCCCCUCCACCACAGCGUGAAAGCACUCCUUGUAUGGAAAAGCCAAUACGCAUUCGACCCGUGUCCAACACGAAAUUCAAGUCAACUGAAAGAGGCUGGGAAGAGAUGUCUCAGCCAAAGCUGCGCAAGCUACUUGCUGAAAUCAUCGCUAAGUUACCAAAAGAAAACGCCGAUCCAUCCACAGCAUCAAGGGUUGCCGAGAGCUUGAAGAAGAUGACCACAACCGAGCUAAUUUCUGGUUCCGAUGAGCAAAUUUUUGAUUCCAUUUCGAGCCCAUUGAGGAACGAUUCCGAUACACUUUCUGGAUCUGCAAGAAUGUUGAAGAAAGCCGUUGAUGAAGUGAUAGCGAGUGUAGUGAGUGGUGUGGCAGAAGAGCUGAAGCCACCCAUACAGGAAACUGACCAACUGUCGAGCAGUGACCAGCAAGAAGGAGAACUGUUUGAUUCCAACUGGGUGUAUGUUACCGACUGUGGCGGCCAGCCGCAAUUCCACGACAUCAGCCCUCUCUUCAUCAAGCACAUUUCGGUGGCGUUGAUAGUCCUGCGUUUGAUUGACAAACUCUCCAGUUUCCCUUCUGACGAGUACUACAAGGAUGGGCAGCUUGUUGGUAGUCCUCGUGCAUCUCACAUGACCCUUGGGGAGACACUUCAGAGUCUCAUUCGAUCCAUUGAGUCCCAUACCUCACAAGACAAGAAGCCGAAGAUGAUCUUUGUGGGCACAUUCUUUGAUCAGCUGAAGAGCUCGGAUACACUUAUCGAGAGGAAUCAAGAGAUUCUCGACAUGCUUCCACCCGAUAUCAAGAAGCUAUUGGUGUACGAAAAUCUUGGAUUGAACAAUCUGAUUUUUGGUCUCAACACAAUCAGCCGAGAAGAAGAUUCACUGACCACUGCCAAUAGGAUUAGAAUUGCUAUUGAGGACUCUAUUCCGCUACAAGUCGAAGUUCCUGUCUGGUGGUCCUUCUUGGAUUCACUUCUCCAGAGUUUAUCUGCCAGUCUUGAGCGAGGUGUACUAGGCAUUGAAGAAUGUCUCCAAUUAGCCACUCGAUUUGGUUAUUUGCUCAAAGAUCUUGAAGCUGCUCUGGUCUUCUUUGACAACGUGUGUAUAGCGCACUACUAUCCCUCCAUUCUCCCCAACACAGUGUUUGUGGAUGCCCAGAUUCCACUAGACAAGAUCACCGAGCUCUCACAGCACGCCAUUUUUCUGAGGAAUGCACACUCUACUAUUAGCCCAGGAGGGACAGGGGCCGAAUGGAAGAGAUUUCGAGACGAGGGCAUAAUCACUUUAAAGUUUCUACGAUUCUUUAAGAAGCAUUACGUUGAAGGCAUCUUUUCUCCAGAAGAUAUGCUGUUGAUCAUGAAAUAUCUUCUCGUGAUUGCUCCCAUUCCUCUAGUGGAAGCCACUUCCCACCAAGCCGAGUUCUUCAUGCCAUCUCUACUCACAUCGAUCCCACCUGCUGAGCUAGACAAAAUCCGUUCCUCCUUCACAAUAUCACCCCUCGCUAUCUACUUUCGUAGUGGGUGUAUUCGCUCUGGAGUCUUUUGCUGUCUAGUUGUUGACGUAAUCAAGAGGCUGGGCUGGAAAGUUUUACUUCCUUCAGGGAAACCAAUUUGCUUUGCUAAAAAUUGUAUCCAGCUAAAACUUCCCAAGCUCCCGUGUACCGUGACUCUGAUCGACUCCUUCUCGUAUCUUGAAGUAUAUAUCAAGGUCCUUUUUUCUCUUCGCAAAGAACUUUGCCCUGCGGUCCGUAACGAAAUUUUGAAAAGCAUUAGAUUGUCCUGUCAAGCGUUGCAUUACAACAACGACACACCCGAGACAGGAAUCUUUUGCCCAUGCAAGAAGAGCACCGGAAGCAUACGCAAAUUACACCUUGCCGAUGUGAGCGAACGAAAUGGCUGUAAGUUUUGGAUGUGCUCCCUUGAGGCUGAUGUGUGGGAAGAGCUCAGUGACGAACAUAGAAUCUGGCUGGACAAUAGCGAAGGUUCUGGUGAACCAUCCUCUGCUACGGGAGGUACUUGUACGAAGACUGAGAGAAAGAGUGAUCAGCAGCAAUACUCUGAUAAAUUGCAAUCAUCCUCUGUAAUGGAAGACAUGUGCAGGAAGACUGGAGUGACUGAUCAACAGCUCGAUCAAGAAAUCCCUGAGAGUGACAUCACUCGAUUUGCGGAGAAAUUUCCUCACCUACUGAGUGUGCAACCUAACAUUUUAGCUUUGACAAUUAACGAUCUGCAACAUGUUUACGAGAAACUACACACUGCACAUGCAAGUGCCAGCCCUCACUGGUUCAAUCUGGGAUUGGCUCUAGGUCUAACUUAUCCUGUUCUCACCAAUAUCGAUAGCAAGCAUCGUGGCGAUAAUGUGCUGUGCUUGCGUGAAAUGCUGGCUGAGCUCCUGAGUACGCAAAAUGUAACAUGGAGUCUCCUGUCAGACGCUCUCAAAAAGCCCUCAGUGAAGCUCAUCAAUUUGGCUGAUAGCAUCACAGUCACAACUCCUAACCUGCUGAAUCGACUCAACCUCACACCAGCCGACCUCGAUGAUGUAACUGAUGUCACAAGUCGCUAUGGCAAUCAAGCUGGAGUGGCUCAUGCAUUGAGAGCGUGGCGAAGAGUGAAUCCUACCAGAGCUACCUUCAGGGCCUUGGUAGAAAUUGCCAUAGGACUGAGAAGAGGAGACACUGCUACAGACAUUUGUAGAUUCAUUGUAGAGAAUACGAGUUGAACUGACCGAAACCGAUUUUUAUAUUAUUGAUGCUAUUUUGUCUGCAAUGCUUUGCUUUUCUGAACACAUUAUUUGUAGUCUCUGUGAGA
Halichondria panicea is the source of this 4315-nucleotide messenger RNA. RefSeq lists its product as uncharacterized. Lineage: Eukaryota; Metazoa; Porifera; Demospongiae; Suberitida; Halichondriidae. The transcript has 8 exons. The coding region runs from base 1413 to 4226 and encodes 937 amino acids. The record is from RefSeq and is a predicted model, not a curated record.